Nycticebus coucang (slow loris) is the source of this 495-nucleotide messenger RNA. RefSeq names its product lithostathine-1-beta-like. The transcript is spliced from 2 exons. The record is from RefSeq and is a predicted model, not a curated record. Gene Ontology annotation, molecular function: signaling receptor activity; oligosaccharide binding; peptidoglycan binding. Gene Ontology annotation, biological process: response to peptide hormone; antimicrobial humoral immune response mediated by antimicrobial peptide; positive regulation of cell population proliferation. Lineage: Eukaryota; Metazoa; Chordata; Mammalia; Primates; Lorisidae. Bases 1 to 495 code for a protein of 164 amino acids.
AUGGCUUUGGUGAAAGUUGAUAUGCUGGAUAGGCCAGUCCUUGGGCCCUGGGAGACAUGCCAAGAAAUUAGCACAGAGCUUCCCAAGGCCCAGAUCAGCUUCCCGGAAGGCAGCAAUGCCUAUCGCUCCUACUGCGACUACUUUAACAAGGACCGUGAGCCCUGGGUUGAUGCUGAGCUCUACUGCCAGAACAUGCAUUCCCGCAACCUGGUGUCCGUGCUCACCCAGGCUGAGGGUGCCUUCAUGGCUUCCCUGAGUAAGGAAGGCAGCACCAGUGACUGCAGCGUCUGGACUGGCUUCCGUGACCCCAAGAAGAACCGUUGUUGGCACUGGAGCAGCAGGUCCCUGGUUUCCUAUAAGUCCUGGGACACUGGAGCUCCAGGUAGUGCCAGUCCCGGCUGCUGUGCCAACCUGAGGUCAAGCUCAGGGUACAGGAAAUGGAAGGAUGAGAGUUGUAAAGCAGAGUUCUCCUUUGUCUGCAAGUUCAGAAACUAG